Messenger RNA from Heterobilharzia americana, 3507 nucleotides. Lineage: Eukaryota; Metazoa; Platyhelminthes; Trematoda; Strigeidida; Schistosomatidae. The record is from the annotation of a GenBank genome assembly.
CAAGCCUACACACAUAUAUUGCGCUAAUAGAAAUUACUUAUUUGAUGCAUUAAAAGCCUGAUUUGUAAAAGUAUCUAACCAAUUAUAUAUAUCCAAUAAUUACGAUCAUUAUUAUUAUUUAUUUUUUUUAUUGCCAUCAUUAUCGUUAUUAUCACUAUUAUUCAUAAACACUUUGGUUUUCUCUAUUCACUUACAUAAAAAUUACACUACACGUGAUUAAAACAAACAGCUUACAGUCAACGAAAUUUUCUAUUGCUUGAAUUGUUUCACAUUAGGUGUAACAAACGAAGAGACUUGGAGAUAAUUCAUGCCAAAUAUCAUACAAUAUAGUAAUAAUAAUUAUAACCGAUUUGACUGUUAAUUAUUCUUAUUUCAUCAUUGUUCAUCUAUACUAACAAAGGGCCUAUUAAGCUAUGUUAACAAUGCAAUCGAAUUAUUAUGGAACACGAUCUGAUACACGUCUUGGUGGGUCAAUUCUACCAUCACAAUUAACAAAUUAUUCUACACAACAGAAUCAACAAUUGGCACAUCAACAGCAUCUUCAACAAAAUCAAUCAUUUCAAGCACAAAGCCUACAUGAAGUUCGUUUACCUUUGAUAAAUACUAGUAGUAAUAAUAAUAGUACAUCAGUUAAUCCACCUGAUAUAAUACAGAAUUCAAAUUCUCCUGAUGAACAUUGCAAUUUUCCAGUACCAAGACAAUUAAAUCUACGACAUAAUAAUAAUAAUAAUAAAAUAAAUAGUCAAGAAUGGAUACAAAAUAAUACUGAAUGUAAUAUGAGACUUAGUUAUGCAACAGUUCAAUCACCACCGACUAGUGAAGAAUUAUCAUCUACAUCAACACGUUCACAUCUUAAUUGUACAAUAUCCAAUAGACAUUCUCCAAAUAAUUCAACACCAUCACCAACAAUUACAUCAACUUUAACUAAUAGUAAUAAUAUGAAUACAAGAUUAUUAAAUCAACAAUUUUAUUCUGAUAUAAAUUUAAUUCGUCAAUCAUCGACUACUUCAAAUACUUAUGGAAGAAAUGGACCAAAAGAAUUAGAUUAUUUACUGGCAGCAAAUGCAGCUGCUGCACUUGUUAGCCAACUUGGUGGUGGAACAACAUCAGUUAACAGUUUAAAUUCAAAUAUAACAAUGGAACAGAUAAAUAAUAGUUCAAAAUUACUUCAUCGUGAUAUAAAUCCAUUGGAAACAUUUACAGGUAAAGAUUUAUUAAUGCAUAAUGAAUUAAGAUAUAAUAAUAAUAGUGUUAACCAUACUACUAAUGGGAUCAUUAGUAGUAUCAGUAGUAGUAGUAGUAGUACUAAUAGUAAUAUAAAUUUAUCAUAUGAUGAACAACAACGACUUAUGUAUCCAAGUACAGAACAAAAAUCUUAUUCUAAUAAUAUAUUAAAUCCUUUCAAUGGGACCAAUUUUAUGCAUCCAAUAGUUCAAACGAAUUCAUUGAUGACACGUAAUCAAAAUGGUUCAUUUCAAUUGAAUACAACUCCAAUCAAUACAAUUAAAAAUAAUAAUAAUAAUAAUAAUAAUCAUAUUACUGAUUCACAUACACAUCUAUAUGAUAUAUCGUCUUUCAAUGGUCAAAAUCCAUACUCCCUUACAAGUACAUUUCAUUUGAAUCCACGUGGAUCACAUCAAUCAUAUAUGAAUGAUACAAUUAAAUUAAGUGGGAAUUUAUCAUUACGUGAUACAAAUUAUCAAGCAUUAUUGAAUGGAUCAGCAUUUCAACAUAAUCAUAUUAAUAAUAAUAGUGGUGGUGGCGGUGUCAGUACAGCGUUUCGAUCUUUAAUGAAUUCAGAGAAUCAUUCAUCUUAUCUGUCUAAUUCAACUGAGUUAAAUCAAUCUGUACAAAAUGUACUAAUGGAUAAUGCUAAUUCACUGUUGACUGAUAACAAUAGUUGUACUGGACAGUCAUUACGUCAAAAUUCUAGUUCUAAUGAAUCUAAUGUAGUUGUUUACCCUUGGAUGAACCCUAAAGGAACUGACAUAAGUGUAGAUCAGAAGAGAACUCGUCAAACCUAUACUCGUUAUCAAACUUUAGAACUGGAAAAGGAGUUCCAUUUUAACAAAUAUUUAACACGUAGGCGGAGAAUUGAAAUAGCGCAUACCCUCACUUUGACUGAACGACAAAUUAAAAUUUGGUUCCAGAAUCGGAGAAUGAAAUGGAAAAAAGAUCAUAAUAUAGCUAAACUGAAUGGUCCUGGUACUUUGGAACAGCUUGAAUUAGCUGAACAAGGAUCAACAAUUUCAACAAUAGGACGAAAAAAUCAUAAAGAUUCAUCAAUCUGUGAUGAUAGUGAUGAAGAAUGCGUAAAGCGUAAACGAUUAUCUGUUGAUGAAUUCGGUCAGUUGGAUACAAUAUCUACCAGUGGACAUAUUGUUGAUCGUAAUGCAUUUUCUACAGAACAUAAUAUUUCUGAAAAGAAUCGAAAUAUUAAACACGACUAUAUACUGGCUCAUAGAACUAAAUCUCGACAUAUUCAUCAUGGUAAACAUAAUGUUGGAGGUGAUGAUGCCGAUGAAGAUGUAGAACAAGAAGAAGAAGAAGAAGAAGACGAAGACGAAGACGAAGAAGAUGGAGAUGUUGGUGAUGAAGAUGGAAAUGAGAAUGAUGUAGUGAGCAGAACAAGAGGAAAAGAACAUCAUCGAAAUCUUAUGAGUCUAUCUACAACUGUGUCAAAUAAACAUUCAUGGUCUUUAAAUCAAUCAGAAAAAAUAAACAACUUUCAUAUUCCAGAUAGUAUUUAUUUAAAAGUUCAACAAACUGGAACUAAUUCAGAAAAUUUAAUGUUUAGAAAUGGAUGUGAAAAGAAAUGGCAUUCUUAAGACUGAAAUUUAUCCAAUUUAUUACUAACUGAACCACUUUUGAAGACAUCUUUUAAUUUUAAGUAGUAUUUAUUAUAAUCUCUAUCCUUGAUCGAGAUUUUCAUUUUUCUAAAAAAAACAGAAACAACACUUCUAACAUAAACUUUCAAUGCAUUUCUUCGCAAUCAAUCCAUUGAACAAUCAACCUUUGAUUUGUUUGUUCUUUCUGAUAUCCUUUGAAUUAGUAUGAAAACAAUUUUGAAUAUUAUUUAUUUCAUCAAUAAGAUACAGAUGGAUUGUAAAUAUACUAAGUAAUGUUCUAAUAAACGGUAACUUUCAGUUAUCUGAUUUGAAAACAAACUUUUUGACUACCUCACUCAGUAAACUCAAAUUAUCACUGAUCACAGAACUCCCUUCUUUAAUAUUGUCAUCAAGUAUCAAAGUAGACUAAUCAAGCAAUUACCUAAAGACAGUGUUCUUUCAUCCACACCCAUUCAUCAUCCACCUGACUUUUAUGCUUUUCGUGUUAUUAUUUCAUUCGAUCCCGGGAUUCUCCGUCUUAAACUCUCGCUGUGCACCCUUCCCCCUCUCUCUCUGUCUACUAUCUCCCUUAUUCAGUGGACCCAGGACUUGCGCACAAAAAAAAUCAUUUCCUCUUCACUUAUGAGUAAAGUCACUCUUGUAAAUAUAUAUAUAUAUA